Messenger RNA from Drosophila busckii, 696 nucleotides. RefSeq lists its product as uncharacterized. The record is from RefSeq and is a predicted model, not a curated record. Bases 20 to 646 code for a protein of 208 amino acids. The transcript has 2 exons. NCBI's taxonomy places the organism in Eukaryota, Metazoa, Arthropoda, Insecta, Diptera, Drosophilidae.
UUUUCAAGGCCCCCACAACAUGCUGUGUUCCGGCUACGCUAGUCCUUUGCUGCUGACCGCGCUCUUGCUGUGGUCCUGCGUGCACGCAUUACCUAUAGCCAGCCAAGUGCAUUGCAAUGAGGGCAACAAUGGGACGCAUACACAGACCUCGGCGAAUGGUCAGCAGACGCAGACGCAGACCGGAACCGGCUGUCAGCAGCAAUCCUCCGGAGAUGGACAACAGAGCCAGAGUCAGAACCAAACCGGCAAUGGCAACCAGACACAAACGCAGUGCAGUGGCGAGGAUUGCGCGACGAUGCCUACGCUGGCGCCGCUGGAGUGGAACACGCUGAAACCAUUGGAAUGGAACGGAAAUGGACAGAGCCAGAACCAAACGAGCAAUCAGACACAAGUGGAAUGCAAUGGUGAAGGUUGUUCAUCGAUGCCUACAUUGAAACCAUUGGAAUGGAACACUAUUCCGACUAUGAAACCAAUGGAAUGGAAUACUAUGCCGCCCAUGAAACCCAUGGAAUGGAAUACAAUGACACCUAUGAAACCAAUGGAAUGGAACACUAUGCCACCCAUGAAACCCAUGGAAUCGAAAACAAUGCCUCCAAUGAAACCCAUGGAAUGGAACACUAUGGCUCCCAUGCAACCUUGUCAUUAAAACAAUGCAAAAAAAACUUCUUAACAUAAAAAUUCGCAAAACUCUUAAAA